AUGGGUAAUGAUGCUGCCCGUCUUGACACGAUGCUCCGUCGUCUCUCCGCUACCUUCAAAAUUCGGGAUCUCGGAACACCAGGUUUUUUCCUUGGCAUAGAAACUCUGACAGUCAACGGCAGAUUUCUCCUUUCACACAAGAGGUACAUGGGAGAUAUCCUAAAUCGAGCUGGAAUGAUAGAUUGUAAGCCGCUUGCAACACCAGCCGCUGUCUCUCAGGUUGUAAGCCCGUCAUCUCAAUCUUAUGAAAAUCCCACUCAAUACCGACGCAUUGUUGGAGCCCUACAGUAUCUCACAAUAACUCACCCAGAUCUGUCCUAUGCCGUUAAUCAGCUCUGCCAGUUUAUGCACUUUCCCACAGAUGAGCACUGUGCCCUAGUGAAGCGGGUUCUAUGGUAUGUCAAGGGGACUCUGGACUAUGGUUUGCCGAUUGGGCUGGCUGUUCCGAUUGAUAGGAAGAGUACUAGUAGGUAUGCGGUCUUUUUGGGGAACAACCUCAUCUCUUGGCUCUCUCGAAAACAGCGCACGGUGGGGCGUCGUCAACUAAGGCUGAAUACAAGGCAUUAG
This is a messenger RNA of Ipomoea nil (Japanese morning glory), 567 nucleotides long. RefSeq lists its product as uncharacterized. Bases 1 to 567 code for a protein of 188 amino acids. The transcript has a single exon. The record is from RefSeq and is a predicted model, not a curated record. Lineage: Eukaryota; Viridiplantae; Streptophyta; Magnoliopsida; Solanales; Convolvulaceae.